AUGGUCAAACAAAGGGGUACUGCCAGAGCAGGGAAAAGGUACAGAUACUCUUCUUUCAAAGACAAAAUUGAUGAUCUACGAAUUGAACCGUUAAGAAAUUUACAAAAACGUGUUGAUGAUGAUUCUGUAGAGUCAAGUCAUUUCUUGACCUCUUUUGAGCAAUGGAAGGAGAGAAACUUGAGUGCUGGCUUUACUAAGUUUGGUGAAGAAGUUGACGGAAUGAUACAGACCUUACCACAGCUUAUUUAUCACGAGGAAAAGAUUUUAGAAACAUUAUUAAAAUAUAUCGAUAAACAUGAGGAGACAUCUUUACAGCCUUUAUUGGAUUUGUUGGCGCAGUUUUGCCACGACAUUGGUCCUGAUUUUUUACAGUUUUACGAAAAAGUUCUUAUUUCGUUAAUAGGCCUGUUGGAUGAAGCAAAAAUACUGGAUUCAGCAGAAAUUUUCGAAUGGGGUUUUAAUUGUUUAGCUUACAUUUUCAAGUACCUCUCAAAGUACUUGACUAAAGAUCUAGUACCGACUUUCAGUUUGCUCUUCCCGCUAUUAUCUCAUUCAAAAGAAUAUAUUUCAAGAUUUUCGGCUGAGGCUUUAUCUUUUUUGAUUCGCAAAUCCUCAUCCAAAAGUCUUAAGUGUUUCGUUUCAUAUUCAUUUGACCGUUUACAGAAUGAAGACUCUGAAUCUUUCUAUGAAGGUUUACUGACACUAUUUUCUGAAUCCCUUCUUUCUACGGCAGAAGCAUUACACUCCAAGUCCAGAAUGAUCCUGAAUAUUCUUCUGAACUCUGUUCUAGAGGAGGGAAAUACUGGUACUACCGCUGAUUUAUUCUGCGAUAUAUGGAUUAGAAUUGCUAAUCACGCAUCCCAAGGCAAUUUGGCACCUCUCUAUAAAGAUAUCACUGCGGAACUUGCUCUUAACUUAGCAGAUGAAAAGCAUGAGAGAAUCGUGCACAUUCUGUCAACUUUAGUAUUUUCAGAGAGUGGAAGAAAAGUUGACUCUUGGUCAGAUAUUAUGUCAAUAACCACCAAGCUGAUUUCACAAGAGAGUAGUAGUAUCAAUCCACACGCAAUUGCAUUUUUGCUAGCGGCUUUAAUGCGUAAUUGUGAUGUUAAACAUCUAACCGUCUACCACAGGAGCUUUUUUGAGUACUUUUUAGCCGCGCAUCCGGAUCAUUUUAUCAAUUUUUUCAAAGCGACAUUAGGUUUCACAACUGAACGAUUACUCACUUACAAUGGCAGCAAGUAUUUACAAAAAUAUAUUGAUUCGCAUUGGGCGACAAAUGGGAAGAAAAUAGCUCUAUUCUUGUUGGACAUGCAAGGGACGCCUUCCAUUUCCAACAGAUUUACAAUAUCUAUUCCAAACAAAUUUCGCGAGGCGGCUUUAACUAGCUUGGGAUCCCUCUCAUCAAUAGUUUCUCAUGAUACUCUUCUCGAAAUGCAGUGGAAUAUCAUUAUAUUGAAGCACUCAUCUUUGUUGGCAGAUCCAAAGAUAUCUAGAGUCACGAGUCAUUUAGUGAGGCUUUUUUUGGCACAAAAGAGCUUUAAUGACUUUGAAAAAGACAUUUUAGGCUCACUACUAGAAGUCACUUUUUUUAGAACUCAUGAGGAGUUCGUUGGCUGCGUCAAAGCUAUUCUAGAUAGACUCAAAAGUCUUCAAGACAGCUUAUUUUUUGUAAAUGGUUUGAACAGUCUUUUAAGCACCGUGAAAGGGACAAGUGAAUUGGAAGAGAUAUUCAGAUGCAGAAAAGUUGAGUUAUGUUUAUCUGAUAAUCUACUAUUACCGGAGACAAAGAUCCGCAACGGAACAUUUGAGUUGCUGAAGACAGUAUUUAAAUUCCAAAAUAAGGAAUUUCCAGAGGUUCUGAAAUCAUCUCAGAUCAUUGAACAAAUCCCUUUGACGCUUGAAAAUGCUCGUGAUAUUACUACCAGAAUCAGAAGCAUAGAAUCUCAAUACUACAAAUAUGAGUCUGAUAUGAUUGUCAAUAACAUAUUGUUCAAGCAUUUGUUUGGUCUGUUGACAGUACGGUUUUCGCCCGUCUGGGAAGGAAUAUAUGAAGUCAUUCCUAAGAUGUAUAGCAAGGAUCAAGGUCUUGUCUGGGAAUUGCUCAUGCACACGUUAAGAUAUCCAGAUGAAACGUUUACCCUUAAUUAUCCAGAUCAACCUAUGGCCCUUGAUAAUAACCUAGUUUCAUGGAGCUCAAGCAUUUCUCGUUUUAAUGACACUAUACAGUUGUUCUCGAAGGGUUGGGAAUUUUGCGAAAAUAUUGAAUCCAGUUUGCUGCAUCUCAUGAAAAUGAGAAGGGGGAAUGGUGAAGUUUCCGCUCAGUUGAGGAGCCAGGUUUUGAAGAUAAUGUUACUGCUACCGCAACUGGUAGAGCGUCAUUCUAAAGAUAUUGUGCCAUUUCUGUUCAAUGAAGCGGAAUUGGAAGAGAUAUUCGAAGGACAAGAACAGGAACAGGUUAUUUUCAAGAGUGCUGCAACUUGGACUGAAGCAGACAGAAAUACUUUGUUGAAAGUUAUUGGCAAAUUCAAAAAUAUCAAGGCGAUAUAUAAAUCCAGUGAAGUUCAUGAAAGGUUUCUAGUAUUACUGGGAAGCAGAAACACAGAAGUUCAACGCUUGGCUUUAGAUGGUUUGUUGGCAUAUCGUGAUCCUACUAUUGUAAAAUACAGAGAUAAUCUAAAAAAUUUGUUAGAUGAUACCUUAUUCAACGAUGAAAUAACAAACAUGUUCACAAAUUCUAACUCGAGCAUUAUUCAAAAUGAUGAUGAUUUUAUCUUGAUGCCCUAUGUGAUUCGAAUUUUCUUUGGUAGAGCACAAACACCAAACACCAGUGGGGUCAAGAAAACUAGAAGAAACGCAGUUAUAUCCUCUCUACCAAGUUUCAGUGAUAUUUACAUUACUCAGUUUUUACAGCUAGGGUAUGACAAAAUCAACUAUAAAUAUUUCUUCGAGAAUGGAUAUAAAAUUGAGGAAGGUGAGUUCUCUUUGAUCACGAUGAGAAGAAUGCUGGGCUUUAUUAAUAUCCUAAAUUCCUCAUUGACAGUAUUAGGCUCUCGAUGCUCUCAUGUUAUAGUGUCGACUGUGAGGCCACUGCUGUAUUGUAUAGCAAUGUCAUACCACGAUUUGAAUAAACAGGAUAAAGAGGCACACAUGGCUAAAAUGGUCAGCAACCUAAGGCAGCAAGCCUUGAAGUGUUUGAACACAAUAUUUGAAAAUAGUGGUGAUCCUUCAACGCUUUUAGAAUAUCUCGAAGAAAUUUAUACCGUUGUUAUGAGUCCUCGAAUAGAAAAGUUUGAAAGCGAGAACUUGCAACAGGUAUCGUCCAUAAUGAAACUGAUUUCUUUCUGGUCAACCAAUCCGGACAUGUAUCCAUUCUUGUUUUGCGAUAACUAUUCUUGCCCCAGUGCUUUUAUGAAGCUGAUUUCAAACGAAAAUACUAAAGAUGAAGUAAUCGGCACUGUACUGGUUGCAGCUAACAAUAUUGUUUUGUCCCCUAUGAAUAAUGAUUCUUAUGUUGAACUUGUAACAAUUAUUGGUGCAUCUAGUUUGCAGCAUUUGCCGCGUCUGUUCCAGAAGCUAGUAAAUCCGGAAUAUGUUUCAAUUGCCACGGAGUUGCUACUUAACCUUAUUAAAUCAGGCUAUGUCCAGGACAACGAAACGCAAAGGUAUUUGGUGACGUCAUUGACGUCAAUCGUGCAGGAUCGCUUCAAAGGUAUCAACAAACAGGAAGUAGUAAAAGUGCUCAAGAUACUAUCUAUGUUACUUGGAGAGUAUACAUGUCCCUGGAAUGACAUUGAAGAUCUUUACAAAGCAAGUGCAAAACUAUACCAAACGUACGCAGACAGAAAAAUCAGGGAGCAGCUCAAUGAAGUUUUUCGAGGCUUUGCCAAUAAUUUUCCCGCCAUGAAGAAGGCAUCAGACUUUAUCAAUGACUUAAAUUCUUACUCGAGCAGUCGCAUGCAGGAAUACGAUUUUCCGAGAAUGCUCACAGCUUUUAAGUCAUUUAUCGAAAAAGACUACAUCGAAUAUACCGAAUUGGAAUGGCUCCCAGUGAUAUCCAACUGUCUCUUCUUUCUGAACGAUCCGGACGAAAUGGCAGUUAGAACGAACGCGUCACAUGCGCUUUUUAAACUAGUUGACUAUGUGAAUGUACAAGCUAAGGAAGGCCCAUCUCAAGCACGAUUGAGUUUGAUUCAGGAUGGUGUCCUGCCACAUAUACGUACUGGUUUGAGAAGGUACUCUGAAGAAAUUCAAAGUGAAUAUAUAUCUGUGCUUGCUUACAUUAUAACAAAUGGCAAACCCUUCAAAGAACUGCAUGAUAUGCAAGUUCUUUUGUUCGAUGGCGAUGAAGAAGCAAAUUUUUUUUCGAAUGUCAAUCACAUUCAGCUGCACCGUCGUCUAAGGGCAAUCAGGAGAUUAAGAGAAUUCGGCAAAGAUUUAUCAGGUAAUAGUAUCGCACAUUAUUUACUGCCUAUUAUCGAACAUUAUAUUUUCUCUGGAGAGGAAAAAUAUAGAAACAUUGGCAAUGAAGCAUUACUUACAGUAGGAGCUCUUUCUAACUAUAUGACAUGGAACCAAUACAAGGCCCUGUUCAGGCGGUACAUCUCUCUUCUGAAAUCAAAGACAGAUAACGUUAAAGAAGUGGUUGGCUUAAUAGCGCAAAUCUCAUUUUCUUUGAAAAAUACGAUGUGUUCAGUAAAAGAUACGAAUGAGGUACUAAAUGGUCUUAGAAAAUUUCCCACGAAAUCUGAGGAACCUCGAAAGUUUAUAACUAAUGAGAUUUUACCCACUUUAUCAAAAAUUUUAGACAUAAGAGACACAGAAACAAUUGUUGCCCGUAUACCUCUGGCGGAAGCUCUUGUAAAUUUAAUACUUGGUCUGAAAGAGGAAGACACAGUUUCUUUACUCCCUGGAAUAUUGACUAGUUUAUGUCAAGUUUUAAGAAGUAAGUCUGAAGAGCUUCGUGAUGCGACUAGGAAGUCACUCGCAAAAAUUACCAUUAGCUUGGGCUCUAAUUACUUGUCAUUCAUAAUAAAGGAAUUGACAUCCGCUUUGAAAAGAGGGUCUCAAAUCCAUGUUUUAAGUUAUACGGUCCAUUACGUGUUAACUACAUUAAGUGAGACACUAAACCAUUCAGAUUUGGACACAUCGGCCUCAAUGCUUGUGAAGAUAAUAAUGGAAGAUAUCUUUGGAAGUGCGGGCUUGGAAAAGGACUCUGACAACUAUAGCACAAAGGUGAAAGAAGUCAAAGUUAAUAAAAGCUACGACACAGCAGAAAUUUUGGCAUCUAACGUCACCUUGCCCGUUUUUGGUACUUUGAUUAAUCCUGUCAGGGCUUUGCUACAUGAGAGAAUCAACUUGAAGAGCCAAAAUAAACUGAACGAGCUUUUAAGAAGAUUCAGCUUAGGGUUGAAGAAAAAUUCGGAAGGAUCUUCCAUCAAUGCCCUAACUUUAUGUCAUGAAAUAUACUUACAAUCACAAAAUGAGCAAUUUAGAAAGGCUUAUGUCUCGUCAGCCAAAGUGGAUGAAAGUAAAGAGUUUUUUUUAGUGAAUCUGAAUGCUAAACUUUCUCGCGUCCAAAAUGAAACAACAACACUGGUCAAUACGACAUUGCAAAAAUUUGCAUUGGACUUGCUACAAGCGAUUUUGGUUAAGCAUAGGCAACUUUUGGAUGUAGCCUACCUAGAAGGUUUUGUUCCUCUUUUGAGAGAGUCUUUAGAUUCUGAUAACGAGGCAGUACUCUCCAGUGCUUUCAAACUUUUAGCAUUGUUUGUAAAACUAGACUUUUCCGAUGAUUCAGAGAGUGUUUUCAAAAAUUACGCAAGAAAAGUGUUGAAUAUUAUUAAGGAGUCACCAUCAACUGUCAGUGAGCUAUGUCAAUUGGGGCUUAAAUUUCUUGCGGCUAUUAUUCGUCACAAGGACAUCAAGCUUAAAGAGACAGCUUUGAGCUAUGUUUUAUCAAGAAUUCUCCCCGAUCUAAAUGAGCCCAACAAGCAAGGACUUGCAUUCAAUUUUUUGAAAGCAUUAGUAAGCAAGCAUAUCGUUCUGCCAGAAUUAUAUGAUGUUCUUGAUACUGUCAAAGAAAUAAUGGUCACUAAUCAUUCAAAAGAAAUACGGGACGUCUCAAGAAGUGUUUUUUACCAAUUUCUUAUGGAAUAUGAUCAAAGCAGAGGACGCCUGGAAAAGCAAUUCAAAUUCAUGGUCGAUAACUUACAGUAUCCUUCCCCAGAGGGUAGACAAUCUGUCAUGGAACUGAUCAAUCUUAUAACUACUAAAGCAAACUCUGCAUUGAUUACAAAAUUGUCCUCUUCACUUUUUGUUGGUCUUUCUAAUGUAGCCUUCAAUGAUGAUGCAUUUCGUUGCCAAGAAAUGGCUACUAUUUUACUGUCAAACUUACUGAAAAAGCUCAAUGAAUCAGACCUCGAUAUAAUACACAAAUACAUUAUCGCUUGGUUAUCCCAGUCUCAUGAUGUUUUGUUCUUAAGCCUUGGUCUUAGAAUUUUCAAAAUAUAUGUGACCAGCAUAGGUCUUGGUCACAACAGUACCUUGGAUGAACUAGCAUUGACGCGUGUCAAGUCUAUCAUUGGUCAGACUGACUCAGAUUCUGAAAGUCAAUGGGAGCUGGUUUAUUCUGCCUUGAGUUUGUUUGCUGUAUAUUGUCGAGACUCUGAAAUCAUUUAUCAGGAGAGUAUCAAGAGAACGUGGAGCAGUGUAAUAGAUUGUUUACUGUAUCCUCACCUCUGGGUACGUCAAGCAGCAGCACGACUUGCAAGUCAUCUGAUUUGCAAUGCUAGCAAAUUUAAGGUACCAUUUUCCGAUGAAGAAAUACAAAGGAUAGCAUACAAAAUUAUGCGCCAACUAAGUGCUCCCUCAAUUUCCGAAGAGCUCGCAUCUACUUCGGUAAAGACUUUAGUCACAAUUUGCAACUACUGGAAGCAAAAUAAUACGGCAUAUAUUCAAAAAAAUGAGAGAAGUAGUUUUGAAACAGCUUAUACUAAUCCCAUUGAUUUUGUGAUAACAAAAAUAAGUGCGAUAAUUCGAAGUGAAGAAAACCCUAUCGAUUCAUUCAUGUCAAAAAAGUCAUGCAUUCAACUGUUUGCCCUGCUCAUUCAGAUGCUGAAUGAGGAAGCUUUGAACGCGGAAGCUGAGAAGAUUAUUUUACCACUAUACGUAUAUGUGGAGUAUGACAACAGCAUCUCUUUAACGAAUCAACAACUAGAACUUCGCACUAUCUCCCAAGAAUGUUUGCAAAUCCUUGAAACGAAGAUGUCCAUUUCUGAUUUCACCACCGCAUAUGCCAACGUGAAGCAAAAUGUGAUGGAGAGAAGACGCCAACGUAAAGUAAAGCGGUCUAUACUUGCUGUGACAGAUCCUGAAGCAGCAGCACAACGGAAGUUGAGGAAACAUGCUAGAUCUAGGCAAACAAGGAAACACGAGAAAGACGAAAACGGCUACUAUCAAAGGAAGAAUAGAAAAAGUAGAAUGUGA
Zygotorulaspora mrakii is the source of this 7485-nucleotide messenger RNA. It is a transcript of the gene UTP20, whose product is annotated as Utp20p. The record is from RefSeq and is a predicted model, not a curated record. The transcript has a single exon. NCBI's taxonomy places the organism in Eukaryota, Fungi, Ascomycota, Saccharomycetes, Saccharomycetales, Saccharomycetaceae. Bases 1 to 7485 code for a protein of 2494 amino acids. Gene Ontology annotation, cellular component: small-subunit processome; nucleolus; 90S preribosome.